AUAGAAACUCCACUCCAGUGGUGGACGGAACGUGACGCGAGCAACUCCUCGAUAACGGAUGUCUUCCUUUCGCUAGCCAGCUAUUCGUCAAAUCGAAGAAAGGCAUCAUACAACGCGAAAAAAGUGUGCUAAGCGUUCAAGAACAAUUUUGAAGGUUCGAGGUAGAUUACUGUACGAAACAGGACGAAACAGGAAUUUUUAACACACGAAUAGGAGUAUAGCGAGCUCUCUUCUUCCUAGAGAGCCUCUUAGUGAAAACGAGCAAACGUGUCACCGAGUGAGAUAAAAACAAAGUGUGCUUGAAGCAUUUGAGAACAGUUUCGAAGUGUCCAGUCAGGUUAUUAAAGAUCUCUGCGAAAUCAGAAAUUUUUGAGGAGUAGUGGGUGUGUAGUAAGUCCUCUUCAUCAUCGAGAGCCUCCUCUUCGAGGAACCGAAAGUAUCGUCGCCGUGUCACCGAGUGUAAUACAAAAAAACUGUGCUUGAAGCAUUUGACAACCAAUAUUGAGUUUCAAGUUAGUAUACCAGGUACCUACAUAAAACGGAAAUUUUACCUCACAAGUAGAAACUUAUAGUAAGGUUUCUUUUGCCUCUUUUUCAUGGAGUGGAGAAAUAACAUCGUAUCGUCGAGUGUGAUUCGGAGGAAGUGAAAACAAAUGCCCAGAGGAUUUCACGUAAAACGUCUCGUUAUCGGAGAAAUCGAACGUCUGUGCCAAGGAAAGCGAGAGGCAUAGUCGCGCAAGAACAAAGACUAAUCGAUUGUUUCGUGGUUGGGAGUCUUUUUGCAUGGCGGAUUCGCGAUAAGUGUUCGUCCGACGCGUAAUAACCUACAAUCGAUCGCGUUAAGACAAAAAAGUGUGAUCGUGUUAUGCUCCCCUGUGUUUAAGCGUUUAUUACGCUCAAUUAAUCCCACCGACCGGCUAAGUUUUUUAAUGCGCAGUGACAUCAAAAGCGAUGACUAGUGAUUACGUGGCCUCGCGGUGUUGUUUCGUUUCGCAUACUUGCGGAAAGUACCUAUUUCGCGACAAACAGGGGGAACAAACGCGUGGGCUGCAUGGAUCGACUGGGAGUAGUGGUGCACCGCGGAAGUGCAAACAAUGGAUAUGAGAAGAGCAGAGGCAAAGUAGCAGGCUGCAGGUAGAGGAACAGCGAGGGCGAACAAGAAGAAAGAAACGACUCGACUAUAGGAGACCGACACAGGGGACAGUGCGAAGGGAGAAGACGAAUUAGCCAAAGUCUGAUAGAGAAUCGUUCGUGGGGAGGGGGGGAGGGGGGUAACCAAAGAAAGUCAGACAAGUCGAAGAGGGCUAACGAAAAGAUGAAGGAGAACGGCUUGUGGACGUUGGUUUGGGCGGUGUGUGUGAUAAUAGGCCUGAGCAUGGGGCAAACAUUACAAUCUUGUCCCUCCCACCAUGACAUCGCACCCUGCUUCUGCAGCCUCAAGAAAUCCGGCUUGGAUAUCGUGUGCGAGUUCACGGACAUGGCGCGUAUCUCCAAGGUCAUGAGCACGCUCAAGAGCAAGUUGAACACAGUCAUCUUUUACCUGAGGCUGAGGCACAACAACUUGCCGAAAUUGCAGCGAUACGUGUUCCUCGGCCUCGACAUACGCCACCUAACCAUCCACAACAGCAGCCUCGCGGUCCUCGAGGAAUCCUCCCUCAGCUCUAUCGGAACUGGCUUGACGCAGCUGGAUCUGUCGCAAAAUGCUUUGCUCACGGUGCCGUCGGCUGCGUUACGGGAUCUUCACCACGUGUUGAUUCUGAAUCUGAACCGCAACAAGAUCAAUGCCAUUCACGGGGUGGCUUUCGAGGGACUCGACACUCUUGAAAUCCUUUCCCUGUACGAAAACAAGAUUUCCACCAUUGAAGAGGACGCCUUUAAAGGACUGCACAAUAGAAAACUGAAGAGAUUGAACCUGGGAGGAAACGAAUUGCCCAAAGUGCCGACGAAAGCGUUGAUUUCACUGGAUGUGCUGAAGAAAUUGGAGAUGCAGGAGAACCGAAUCACUGGAAUUCAAGAGGGUGAUUUUGAAGGAUUGAGAAACCUGGAUUCAUUAGUUCUGGCUCACAAUCAGUUGCGCGAAGUCCCGGCUCGUGUGUUCUCACACUUGACGCAAUUAAACUCUUUGGAGCUUGAAGGAAAUCAGAUUACCCACGUGGAUCCCGAUGCGUUCAUUGGGCUCGAGGAAAAUCUACAAUAUUUGCGGCUUGGCGAUAAUAAUUUACAUUCGGUGCCGAGCGAUGCAUUGCGCCGUCUACAUCGACUACGUCACCUCGAUUUAAGAGCCAAUAACAUUUCCGUACUCCCGGAGGACGCCUUCACCGGAUAUGGAGAUUCGAUUACAUUUCUGAACCUCCAGAAAAACUUGAUAAAGGUGUUGCCGCCGUUGGUCUUUGAAAAUCUCAACUCCCUGGAAACGCUACUUCUGCAGAACAACAAGUUGUCCCACAUACCGGAAGAAGUGAUUGAGAAUAUCGUCGACACACUUCGAGACCUCGAUAUCACGGACAAUCCCCUCAUCUGCGACUGUGAGCUACGAUGGUAUUCCGUCUGGCUUGGGAACCUACGCGACAAGGACGACGAAAUGAUGUCGAAGAAGCACACGAUAUGCGUGAUGCAGCAUGAGCACCGAGAAUACGCUGUGCAGAGCAUACCCCUGGAAAGAAUGGGCUGCGUGGGGAAAAACGCGGGAAGAACAUCCUCAUCGACGGCCGAUAGUCGCAUCUACGUGGACACAAUCUUCCAGAUACUGGCCAUCGCCGUCGCCGUCGCGGUGCUCUAACUGCAACCAUUCAUCCAAUACUCGGCGACCUCGAUCACCCCUCGUUUAUAAACCCAACAGAGCCCAGAUUUUCCUUUUAUUUGAAUUUAUGUCCCCCCCCCCCCUCUACCUGACCACUCCGUCACUGAGGCUAUCCAACGUUGGGCAACAUCUAAUCAGUAAUUAUGAUCGAUAAUUAAACUUGCGGAUUACAUGAAUUUAAUUGAGCAGCGAAUGUGAGAAAUUCGUGAUAAACAUAAUCAGAAAGUAUGUGUGCACUUAUGCGAAACGGAAAUAUUAAUAUUAAUAUUAUGACAGCACUUUGUGGAGUAUAUUCUACAUUCAGUUAGUUACGUAAGUAUUCAUUCUGUCUAUUGAAAGAAGUAUAAAUGAAAUGAUAAGUUCGAUGCGUACAUUUAAAUUUUAGAUUAUAGAUAUAUACAUGUAAUUCAUGUACAUAUUUAUAAUAAAACAUCCAACCUACCAUUUAACUUUACACUUUACAGAUUGUUAGUACCCUACUAAUCGUCUUUUUGCCGUGGCAAGCAAUACUUUCUUAUCUAUAAUAUUAAUGAGAUGACAUUGGAUGCUCCCGUCAUUGCAUGAAUUAUGAAAUAUUAUAUAAAUAUUAAUUUAAAAACAAUUAAACUAACAGAUAAAAUAAAUUAUUGAAUUUAAUUAUAUGUCCAAACCUUAAUGAUCAAGGAAGUGCUUAUUUAGACAAAUUUUGCCAAUAUACACAAACGGUACGAAUAUUUAUGAGACUGACUGUAUAUUAUAGUUUCUCUAUGUUUUUAUUAUUACUGGUACGCCAUAAAUGCAUAAAAUCCACAGUUUAUCGAUUAAUUCGUUCGUUGCUGGGAUAAUAAAAUAUGUUUUCCCCCCCAAAAUCGUUGAUACCUUUUUAAUUGAAAUUUCACAUGGUUUCUUAAAAAGAUUGGGUCUCUAAAUCCCACUUAGGAGUAGGUGAGAAACUCAGGGAAAGGUAAAUCCUCCGCAACGAACUUAAUAACUAGACUGUGGAUGUUUAUGCUAAUUCACACUUUCACAGAUUCAGAUAAAGAAUUCAGAUUUAAGUGAAAGUCUUAUCUUCCUAAACUGUGUAAUAUGUAUUUUAUCACUGAUAUUUUAUAUAUUCUUGCAUUCGUGCAUGUCCUCAUAAAUUUUCUCACAUUUUCUCACAUUUUCGAUUGCUAUAAAUGCACAAACAUCCGCAGUCUAGUGAUGACGAACAAUCUUAGCCCUCGAAAAUUACGAAUUACUUAUUCACUAUUGAGGGUUACAAACGUAGUCCAUGAUUACUGAUCGAUCUGACAAUUGCGAUUGUUGGAGUGAUCGCAAAUUACUGCCCAACCUUGGAGCAAUCGUGCCACGAUCGCGGAGACGUGGCACGAUUCCCUCAGCGUAUAUCCUCCCUCGUGGAAUCGUUUCCACGAUCCCAACGGAAGUAUCGACGAGCAAGGAGCUCCCGAUACGAUUUAUCUUGCGAUCGAGAGUGGGAAGCCCGGAGUAUCGAUAGCUGGUCGAUUGGUACCGUUCAUUUCUAAUCGAACGUUCAACUUUUAGGCGAGACUUGCGACUUUUCCUAUCGUUAUUUCAUGUCUGGCUAUAGUCCUCGAGAAAGUAGAAUUAUAAACUGGAAGAAUCGAGUGCGACUGUCCCGAGAGAGAAAUGAGAAUUAAAUUUUUACAUCGUCGUGGUAAUGUACUCAAUCGUUUGGAAUCGGAGAGAACUGAAAGUAUCUACCGUGGCGUUUUAUCGAAUACAUAUCAACAGCUUUUUCUAAAAUAUAAGGUAGCAAGCGUAAGCGUCGUUUAACGUAAAUACGCCACGAAAUGGGGAACGUCAGACAUGUCAUUUCGCUAUAGCUUUAGUUUAUUAAAGCUUUUAGAUCGCCUGCGUUUCAGUUGUAGAAAGGAAACAAAAAUAAGUAAAAAACAAAAAAAAACACUAGGAACAAACAAUCGACGAGCGUCGAUCGUUAAACUCGAUCGAGAAAUUCACUCGACUAGGAGACGAUUCGAAGGAGUAUGACGCUUGCAUCUCAAUCGUCACUUUUGAUCGAUACGGAGACCUCGAUCGCGACGCUCGAUUUCUUCGAUCGAGAGUCACGGAUCGAGGUAUACCCGAAAUAAGAAGGGAGUAUCUCGAUUGUGAAAUGCGAUAACAGGGUGAAAAUGAGGAUCCUCGAUUCCAUUGUUCGAAGGAGCCUAAGGUCACCGAACGUUACAUAUCAAGAUCGUUGCCAAGUGUUUUCUGGAUGUCUGUUAAAUUCGCGACGUGGGCGAGAAUCGUAGUAUAUUCGAUAGGGAAUUCGAAUGUCCGCUGUUUAACUAUCAUUUGAUUAUACACGGGCAUUCGUCUCAUACAUAUCAAAGCGUUCCUGAAACGUUGGAACGAGUAGUCGGCAUUUUAAUGUUCAACUUCGUGCGUCACAAUCUCUCGCGAUAACGAAAUAGAAAUAGAACUAGGAGUAAGUGCUUUAUAAUUUCAUUUUGUUGCUGAACGAUGGGUCAUGAUUGUAAAAUAAUACGCUUAGAAGCGACAAAUUUUAACAAUAUACUUGAAAGUAUCAAACUUUAACAAUAUUAUUCGUCAAAAAAUUCAAUAAUUUUUUACGAUUCUCUUUGUAAUUUUGUAAAAACAUUCAUUUUUCGAAGUACUUAAAAUUUGAUCAGACUCUUAUCCGCGAUUUUGAUGACUCGACACUAUCUGGGGUGUAAUAAUUGAAUAAACAAAAACUAAAUAAGUAAAAUAAUCAACGAUACAAGCUUAAAAGAAACAAAAUAUAUGAUGUUCCUAAACUUAUAUUUCGUUCCUUUAAAAAUGAUUCAAGUCAAUCGACGUUAAAAAUUAUGAGGAUAAUCCAAUACCAGAUAUCGAAAACCACAUUUGUACUAAUAAUUAUUUUACUAAUUUGGCUGGAAAUUAAAAAUAUUCAGAAAUGCGAUAGAAACAUAGUAUUUAAUUUUUCGCGUGCUUCUGUUCUAUUCUUUCUACAUAUUACUUUUCGUAUUAGUCACACAGAAAAGUACAGUAAAGACGUAGUAUUUAAUUUUGUCUAUACAUCAAUUCGUUCUUUCUAUUACCUUUCUAUAUUGGUUACACAGAAAAAUGCACUAAAAACAUAUGAGUUUUUUUCAAUCAAAGAAUCGAUCUUCGGGGCUUCUUCCUCGGUGAUAUCUUGAGAUCGUUCCAGAUGUUUAACUCGAUUCACAAAGGAACCGACCCGGUCGAGAUGAAAUAACGACUGCUGAUGGAACGUAAUACACUCAACAGGAAACCGACACUUGUCAAUUCCGGUAGAGCAUAAACGCGAUCAUUCAAACGGCUCGUUGGCCAUCGUUUCGUGGCUCUACUGCUACCUAGAUAAAAUUACGCCGUCUUUCAGCAACGCCCGCGAUCAAACAUCAAAAACGGAUGUUCUAAGUACGUCGCAGUAACGCUUUCGCAACCACGAACAUUUCACUUUAACACCUUCAAUUCCCCUUAAGGGAAGACACCACAUUGAAAGACCAAAUAUUAAGUGUUUUUCAGGAUUUUUUCUUACAGAAAAGAAUUUAUUUAACGUUUGUUUAACUUUGAGAAUAGUUUAGAUAUAUCUUAAGGUACAUUUCGUUAUCUUUUCAAUUCAUUUCACACUGAAAUUUUUGAGAUAUCAGUUGUAUAGCAAGCUUUCACCUGAGUUUGCCGUUGGUAAGAAUUCUGAAUUUUUUUUUUACAUUAUUAACACGUCUUCGAAGAAUAUGAACUAAAUUGCGGUCAAGAAAUGUAAAAAUUGAAUAUUUUGAGAGUAUUGAAAGUAAAAGACCCAAUUUUUACCAUUUUUCGUAUAGCUUUUUGCAAUAAAAAACCUACUUUAAACAUCGAUAUCAUUGCAAUAUUGAAUUCAGUCAUCUAUAUAAAGUAAGCGUAUAUAAAACUUGAAAGCAAUCGGCUAAUUAGUUCUUGAGUUACACUUCUCACAACUUGAAAAAAUUCGCAACUUUUCAAAGAUUUUUGUGUGAAAUAAAUCGAAAAAAUUGCCUAAUCUACUUCAAAACAUACCUAAAACAUAUUCGAUAUUAAAGAAAAAUUCAAUAAUUCCUUCUCUGUAAAAAAAAUCACGAGAAACGUUUAAUAAUUGACCCUAUAAUUGUGAUCCCCCCCCCCCCCCCCCUUAAUUAUAGAUUGUGACGUACGAAUGCGUCUGCUCGUGUAUGGCAAGUUGCGAAAUGUGUUCGAAGUUAACGUUUAGGAACGCUACAACGUCGAGGACUUGUAAUAUUUUUCGAUGAGUGUGAAAAAUUAAUUGUGGGGAGGGAGAGGGCAAACACUGUCAUAGGGUUGGGGCUAACGGGUCAGUUUUACUAGGGCCUCGGGUUUACACCGAAAAAAACAUAGUUAAGAAAUUUCGUAUACUCUCAAUGAUAUAAUUCUCAAUUCGGUGAUACCAACGUUUCGGUAGAAGGCGCAAUAUUAAUGAAUUGUUUGAAUUUAUUCUGAUUUAUUAUCGAGUAUCGAGUAUGGAGAGUAUCAUACUUCAGGCAAGAUCUGCUAAAUUCAUGUCUUAAUGAUGAGUGCAAUUCGAAGAUGAUAAUUCAAUUGAGCAUAUAUAUUAUAGUACAUGCAUUGUAUAUCCAUUAUAGAUAAAUUUUUAAAUAGAUAUGAAAUAGGUGUAUAAUAUUGCUCCUUGUAUCGGAAGUAUUCAUACAAGGUUGAGGAUAGUAAUUACCCACAAUGAAUUUCUGAAAUCGAUUGUAACAAUUACAGAAUUGUUAAAGAUACGUAAUUUCGCGAUGGAGAGUUUUCAACAUAUUUCGUUACUCUUUUAUUAGGCUUCUUUAUACCCUCAAAAAAAAAGGUUUUCGAUCGAGUUACGAGUUUCAAGUUACAAAGUAAUUUUUUCUUGGAAAACAUUGAAACUGAUUACGAAUACAGAUAUGCUGAAGUGUCGAUACGAUGCUGGCAAUUUUUUGGAAGUUUACAAAGAUCAUAGGGCUUUAAUAGCAAACAGAUCAAAAAGUUAACUAUACGUAACUGGUUUUAACCAAAAAUUUGUUUUCUCGUAGCAUAAAAAAGCUUAAAUAAAGAUUUUCCAAGUAAUUCAAAGAAUCAGAACACCAUCUUGUAAAAUGGUGCAUUUUUGAGAUCUUCUGUGUUCUUGGAGUAAAUAUUAAAAAUAUGUUGCGGAAAAUUAUUGGCUCAAUCUUGUACAAAUCUGAGAAUAUUUGUUUUCAUAUACGGGGGGGGGGGGGGGGGGGGGCUACAAAGUGACUCUCUUGAUCUGUGAGGAAACGUAUUAAUAGGUUACGUGAAACGAGGAAAGUAUACAAGACAAAUCCCAUUGCACGGUGUUACAUAUCGUUGGAAUAAGUAACAUUAUCGCAAUAUAGAAAUAUACAUAUCGUAGGAUAUGAGUUAAAUCGCUCCUAUGCAAAAUGCUUGAUAAAAGAGGCUAAAAAUAUCGUCGAACACCUUUCGUAAACUACACGGUGAAUCGCUGAGGCAAUCGUAACGUUUCAACUGUUGACUUCGGAUGAUUGGCAAUUUUUUUUAGAUAAACGCUAAUAUACACUACAUCGAUUAAUGAAACUGUUUUGAGAAAUAACAAUUCUGUGCGGAGGAUAGAAAAAUUCAAGUAAACUAUGAAGAAUGGGGUAGAAUUAAAAUAUUUACGAAUUUGACGAAUACUUGAGUUUCAGAUUUCUUUGACUGUACUUAAAUUUAUCUACCACAUGCAACGUUUUUUUUUUCUUAAUCUAUUUUAACGUUGCAUCAACACCUUAACGACGAGAAUGUUAAAGUUUACUUAUAUUAUUUUAUUAACAAUCUUCGUUUUUUAGAUGAAUUCAAACAGGUUUUACGUUAAGAAUGAUUAGCCUCAAACAAGGAACGAAACGAACAAUUCUAUCAUACUGUCAGAUUGUUUAAAAAGUUUUAGUGAAUUCAAAAGUGAAAAAAAUGUCGAUUAUAAAAAUUGUAAUGAUGUAUAGUAUCCAGUACAAUAAGAUAAUUAUAAUUUACGAUUUUAAAUUAGUGAUUAUAAUUAAUCAUUAUAAUUAUAAUUUGCAAUUUUAAAUUACAAUUAGUAAUUACAAUGAAUAUUUCACUGGAACUGUUAUUCCUCAAAGAACUCUACAUCGAUCGAUGAUCUCACAACAUUUAUCUUAAAAUAAAAUAAAAUAAAAUAAAAUAAAAAAAAAACAUCUGAGGUGCUGCAUUCAGAAAGUGCGAAUUCUUCCACGAUUCACUGAAUAUAUACCGCGUAAAACAUUAUUAUAUUAUCGAAGACGCGUUCUCGGAACGUAGAGCCGUAAAGGCAUUCACGUGGAAAGUAAACUGUGUUUUGCAACUCGAUGGAUAGUUAAGAUUAUGAUACCUUUAAGGCAUUAAUAUUACGAGUAAUAACUGCAUAUCGGAAUUAGAUUAAUGAUAACGGUACGUCGCGACGCGAUCCUCGAUCCCGAUGAAAAUCGAAGGAGAGUAUCGAUCGAUUCUACUGAUCCUUGUUAAGGCAUAGAUAAACCUAACUAACAUUUCCUAUAGUACUCAUUGUUCUGUAUUAGACACCUUCGCAUAACCCACAUACGAUCAAUUGUCCAUUCUAAUUAAUUGCAUAUGAACGCUAUAAUGAUAAUCAAUUAUGUUGCAAAAAAAUACCACGUGCAAUAUUCGACGAAAUUUUCAGAAAAUAUAUAUGAUACAUAAAAUAUGUAAUUUUCAAAAUUUCUCAAAUGAAAUGAAACUUUAGAUAGGAUGAAAACACGAUCAAAGUAACAAAAAAAAGAAUGAAUUCUCUACUUCGAUCGAGGGACGUAGGUUUCGUGUCGAUAUAUCACACAACAUACACAUAUCAUUUAUUCGCCCAAAUUUUACCUGUAAGAUAACGGUUAUGAUAUCUCGUUUUAAGGCUUCACUGAUGCAUAAAUCUCGAAAGAUCGUAUACAUAUCGUGAACGUAUGAGAUUUAAGAGAAUUUAUUUGUUAAUAUAUAUAUAAUAUAUAUACGUUACAUAUAAUAUAUACACAUUAUUACGAUCAUCAAAGAUAUAUUAUAUACCUAUAUAUUAUAUAUAUACAUAUACGCAUUGGAUGUUUUUUUUAAGAAGUUUCAGCGAUGAGAAAAUACGAAGUCGUCGUUUGCACGCAGUCGUCGAGAGAUUAACUUCGAUUUCAUUUUUCAGCUAAAUAUUUAUCGAAGCAUUUCUGCGUUCUUAAAUGUUAUCCAUAUUUCACCAUAGAAGUCCAAAACAUAAGGGGCAUUGUAUUGAACGAUUUGAAUAAUUAUUAUUAUAAUAACUAUAUAAUCAAUAUUAUAUAUAAUUAAUUAUAUCUAUAUAAUUAAUAGUAUAUACAAUAUUAAAGAUAUAUUGUAUAACUAUAUAUCAUAUAUAAUUGUUAUAAUAUUAAUUAUGAAUAAUUAAUAAUUUUAAUUAAAAUUAAACGAUACGCCGAGCGCGAUUCUUUGCAGGCCCUACAAUUAGCUUAGGAUCCGCGGGAUGCAUAUCAAAAAUAAUUUUUAAAUCGGUGACUCUAUCGACAAGUAUUUAUUAGUAAGACAGCGUGCAAACGAUCGUAACUUGAACAAAAAAAAUAUAGCAGUAGAUGCAAGAGUAGAAAAUAGUAACGUUAGCAUAGAUGCACUUAUCCAGUGAGUCAGGAGUUCGGGUUGCGACAGUAUUAUCGACUGGAGUCAAAGGGAAGAAAGUCUGUUGGAAUGUAGCACUUUACCGACCGGCUUUCUCGGCAAUUUACCAUGGCAGCAAAUACUUUGUUACCUACCACCGAGAACAUUGUAUGCUCCCAUCAUUACAGGAAUUGUGAAACAUUAUGACAAGUAUUAAUCUGAGAACGAGUUUAUUCUAUAAAAUACAUAUUUAUGCAAUAGUAAUGUUAUGAAGAUAUAAAAUAUUAUGAAAUUUAAUUAUAUGUCCAAUCCCUACCGGUCGGUAAGUUGUUAGCACGCACACUGCAUUACCAUUGUUGCUCUCAGAUAACAUUGAAUCGAGAACAGAUUGAAAAAACUUUUAAUUAUAAAUUUUGUACCGCAACAGUUUAUUUCUAUGGAUCUAAUCACUCCUCUCUGGCGCGCCGUCGACUCCUGACUCGAGUAGUGAUGGAUGUAUCUUUUAGGAUGAUCGUAGAACGAUGAGAAAACGGGGAGAAAAGUCGAUUGCGCAUAACAGUGCCGGAGACAUCCCCUAAGAACCAUGUCGAGACAUAUCUCUAAUGGCCGUAGUUGUAGUCUCGCCGGCUGCGUUGUUAUUAUUACUAAUUAUUAUAAGCGGUAUUUUUGUACAGUGUCUUACAGUGGUUGGGUCGUUGCAGGCGCAGCCGACGAGCCGUUCACGGCAUAGCCAUAUAAUAUACAUAUAUAUACACACACACAUUGCAUAUAUAUAUUUAUUUCGAUUAUAGCGCGUAAUACUCUGAGAACAUUUCUUCGACGCGUUCGUAUACACACGGAUAUACAUAUAUGCGUGUGUGUAAAAUACGUGUAAACAUAGUUAACGUGUCAGGCUACGGGACUAAGUGCGUGAAAAAAAAAAUAGAGGCGAACAAGUGAGAAAGGACCUAUUGCACGAACACAAACCGACGCUUUUAACCUAUGUCUCCUGUUUCUAUUGAACUACGAUGGACGUCUUCGCUCAUGUAUAUCUCGGUGCUCUCUUAAAAACACUGUCCGCUUGUUUAACGCGCCGAAGACACUCGUUUGGACUUUCAAUACCUUACUGAUAGUGUAUACGCUGGUGCAAAACGUACACGCGAACACAUGGGGGACAUGUUCACGUACAAAAUAGUUAUACGAGCAUAUAGGCACGCAUACGAUAGAAUCUGCGAGUACAUUACUACCUACGUACCUAUGUGUUAUCUUCUCUUUAAUUAAAGGUUAAGUAAUUCGUGUGUGCGUAAAAGGAACACAAAGCACGUUUUUUGGAGUAUAUAUAUGAAUGGGGAAAAUAAGUAUUAUUGGUUAGCACGCAUGAGUGCAGUCUAUGGGAUUAACCACUGUGGAUUACACGCCUGCACACAACACACAACACACACACGCGCGCGCGCGCGCGCACAUACACAGGAAACUUCAUGCCUAAAAUGACAUAUCGGUGUUACAACGUACGAAUAUAAAUAUAUAAAUAUAAAUAUUAUGUAAAACGCAGAUACACGUAAAAGUUCGUCUGUAUAUGUCUAUAAAUACUGUUACAUAUAUGUAUGGUCAUUAUAUGAUAAUUAUUACGUGAUAUGUAUUAUGAAACAUCUUUUUCUCGCAAUGGUCCGCGAACACGGACAUCCACUCAGAUUCUAAUGUCUAUAUGUCAUUGUUUAUUAUGUCGUUAACGAUUAACGUGUAUAUGUGAAACUUUCAAACCAAAUAAAAAGUACCUAAGCAUA
Molecule: messenger RNA, 12129 nt
Organism: Hylaeus volcanicus
Lineage: Eukaryota; Metazoa; Arthropoda; Insecta; Hymenoptera; Colletidae
Product: slit homolog 3 protein
Exons: 8
Coding region: 1316-2779 (487 amino acids)
Molecular function (GO): protein binding
Source: RefSeq, a predicted model, not a curated record